Molecule: messenger RNA, 1822 nt
Organism: Musa acuminata subsp. malaccensis (wild Malaysian banana)
Lineage: Eukaryota; Viridiplantae; Streptophyta; Magnoliopsida; Zingiberales; Musaceae
Source: RefSeq, a predicted model, not a curated record
CUCCCCUACGUUCGCUCCCCUCCCUCUCGACUUCGCAUCGGUCCUAACCCUUCUCCGCCGGACAGCAUCAAGCAUUUCAUGAGGUGAUAUGCGACAAGCACAGUCCAACAUCUAAUUGAAGUUGAACUAGUCCUACAGUGUUAGUUGGCUUAAUCCGAAGCUUAGUUUCAGGUGCAAAAUAUAUCCCAAUUAUGUCCACAUUAUACACUUCAGAACAUGAUGAUGAAACUAGGGCUUUGAACGCCUUGCUUGAUGCCUUUGGGACAUUUUGUACUCUUGAAGAUAUAGCCUCUGCUUAUUGCAAGGCAGGACGUGAUGUAUGUAAAGCAGGAGAUAUGUUGUACCAACUCCAAGAAAGUAGUAGUUCUGGUUUUCGUCAUGCACAGAUUGGGAAGAAUGUUCCUCAACCAGAGGAAUCAUCGGACGAGGAUAAUCUUAAGUGUUCUAUUCUUCUGGGCAAAAAUUCCAAAGGAACAAAGCCAAAGAAAUUAAGUGUUUCAGUUGGCACUAUCUCAAGUGUUCUGGGUAAGAAGUAUGUGGGCGUUCCAUCAUCACGAAAUGAAUCAUGUGAAACAACUAAACCACCCAAGCUUGAAAUCAAGGAACAAAUGUUAGAUGUACUUGAAUCAGAGUCGUUUAUGCCAAACUCUGUUCAAAGUAGUACUUUGAAUGACAAGGAUGUCGAAGAGUUCCUAUUUUCAAUGCUUGGAGAUGGAUUCAAACUAAGCAUGGAUGUCAUCCGUGAUGUGCUUGGAUGUUGUGGAUACAACAUGAAGAAGAGCAUGGAGGAAUUAUUGAUAAUUUCUUCUAACACCUUGGAGAAAGGCAAGGCAGUUGACUAUGAUGAUUUGAGAAAAUCUGCAGGUAAAGGCUCACAGACGGAGAAAUUUCCAUAUGAAGAUUGUUGUCCGAACUCUCCGUCUAGUGUAAGAAAUAUUCCAAGACACUCUAGCAUGGAACAAAAGAAUUCAAAUUUACCGAUGGAGGUGAUACAAUCCUUGUUUAAUGUCCCUGAGAGAUCAGAAGAGGAACAAAAGAUAAAACGUCGAGAGAUGGGAUUGAAUAGAAUGAGAGUUGUUGGGCAAAAGGCAGUUACAAAACCACUGGAGGACCUUGUGUUAUCUUCCACAACUGAUAUUCCGAAUAUAAGACAGGUGGUCAAUGAUGGUCCAGUUGCUGAGGAAGAUGAUGAUUACCAGGUCCUAAGGAGAGCUGCUAAGCUGCAUUGGGAUUCAAUGAAGCAAUAUUAUGAAGCCGCUGUUGAUGCUUUUACAAGGGGUGACAAUGAAGCUGCCAGCUACCAUAUAGAGCAAGGGAAGUACUAUAAUCAAAAGGCUCGAGAAGCAGAUGAAAAAUCUGCUGCAAUGUUGGUUGAACCAAGGAAAACUAGCAACAAAGAUGAAAUCACUCUUGAUCUUCAGCCUCAUUGUGCGAAAGAAGCAUUGAAAUUGUCAAAAUUGCUCUUGUGCUCACUGGCUGAUAUUCCUACUCUUAGAUACUUGAAGCUUGUCAUUGGUGCUGACAGUGAAGAUCGCAAACAAGGGAAAAAAAGGCGUUUGGUGUUAAAGCUUCUGGAGAAUGAGUCAAUCAAGUGGACUGAAUCUGAUGACAAUUCUGGGACAAUUUACAUUCAACUAGAUCAGCACUGGCGACGGCUCUGCUCGCCGCUUCCUUCUCCUUCGGGAGGCCAUUGUCGGGCUUGGAGGCUGCAGCAGCGACCGAUCUCCCCCGCUUCCGCGAAGCCCCGGCGUUCCGGAACGGGCCCGGCUGCGCCUCUGCCCCGACCAUCCACAUUGCCAUGACCCUCGAUGCUGCCUACCUC